Molecule: messenger RNA, 4331 nt
Organism: Microcebus murinus (gray mouse lemur)
Lineage: Eukaryota; Metazoa; Chordata; Mammalia; Primates; Cheirogaleidae
Gene: SGCD
Product: sarcoglycan delta
Biological process (GO): heart contraction; cardiac muscle tissue development
Cellular component (GO): sarcoglycan complex; sarcolemma
Source: RefSeq, a predicted model, not a curated record
ACUCUGAAGAACUGAGCCCGUCUGGAAGUGCUAAAAAUACUGUUCCCCCUCUAGCAAUUGAAAUUUUUGAGCAGAGACUUAGGGAAGCGGCAGGUAGGGAGAUUGAAUUAGAAUUCACCUCUCUCUGCUGUAAUAAGCUUGUUAUCAGGGCUGGCAAGAGCUCAGGGGGCGGACAGGGUCAGGUGGGGACUCGAGUGUCAGGAGGCUAGUUAAAAAGGAGCAGAAGAAAGAGAGGGCUUAGCUCCAGCAUCUAGCACCAGAGAGCAGAGCCUGUGUGGACAAUGGCUGCAAAAUCAGAAUUGGUUCUAGAAGCAGUUUCCUUGUCUGGUCAGGAGCAUGAGCUCAGCAGACGCCAUGAGCGCCGUGGCAGGGGACCGAGCCCGUGCUUGACACAUGUGUUUCCCAUUGAUGACUGGAGACAGCCCGGUAGCUGGGAGUCGGCCUGACAAAGCCGUAUUGAAGUGUGCAGAGUAUGGUUUCAAGGCAGGCAGAAACAGAACGGGAAUGCUGUUCAGGAAAUUCUUGAGGCAUGGGCAGGGACUUGGCUGCAGUUCUGCAGUUGGAAAAUCUGACUGGGGCAGCUUCUGAGCACGGGCUGGGCCUGCUCGCACUGUCAGCGGGCCGAGUGGCCGCCGCCUUCAGAGUGUCUCAGCACACCCAGGGAUCAGGGGCGAUUGUCGUCCGCCGAGCCGUGAAACAGACAAGAGAGAUGCCUCAGGACCAGUACGCACACCACCGGAGCACCAUGCCCGGCUCCGAGGGGCCUCAAGUAUACAAAGUGGGGAUUUACGGCUGGCGGAAAAGAUGCUUGUAUUUCUUUGUCCUGCUCCUCAUGAUUUUAAUACUGGUGAACUUGGCCAUGACCAUCUGGAUCCUCAAAGUCAUGAACUUCACAAUUGAUGGAAUGGGAAACUUGAGGAUCACAGAAAAAGGUCUCAGGCUAGAAGGAGACUCAGAAUUCUUACAACCUCUCUACGCCAAAGAAAUCCGGUCCCGACCAGGUAAUGCCCUGUACUUCAAAUCUGCCAGAAAUGUUACAGUGAACAUUCUCAAUGACCAGACUAAAGUGCUAACUCAGCUAAUAACAGGUCCAAAAGCAGUAGAGGCUUAUGGCAAAAAGUUUGAGGUAAAAACCGUUUCUGGAAAAUUGCUCUUCUCUGCAGAUGACAAUGAAGUAGUCGUAGGCGCUGAAAGAUUAAGAGUCUUAGGAGCAGAAGGCACAGUGUUCCCUAAAUCCAUAGAAACACCUAAUGUCAGGGCAGACCCCUUCAAGGAACUAAGGUUGGAGUCUCCGACCCGUUCCCUGGUGAUGGAGGCCCCAAAAGGAGUAGAAAUCAAUGCCGAGGCUGGCAACAUGGAAGCCACCUGCAGAACAGAGCUGAGACUGGAGUCAAAAGAUGGAGAGAUUAAGUUAGAUGCUGCGAAAAUCAAACUACCUAGACUGCCUCACGGAUCCUACACGCCUACGGGAACGAGGCAGAAAGUCUUCGAGAUCUGCGUUUGCGCCAACGGGAGAUUAUUCCUGUCCCAGGCAGGAACCGGGUCCACUUGUCAGAUAAACACAAGCGUCUGCCUUUGAGAGACUAUCCAUAGUGGACAAUUGUCGGCAGCAUAAAGGCCUUUUUUUGGCUUUAGACACUGACUGCCAGCUAUUUUUACUAGAACACAGAAAGCCUAUCAAAGACCUUUUGCGCGUGUGUGUGUUUGUGUGUGUGUAUGUAUGCUUGAGUGUGUUUGCUGUGUGGGUGGAUAUAAAUAUAUAUAAAUAUAUAUAAAUAAAUAUAUAUAUAUCCUCUGUAUAAAAUGAGGUUUCAGUACAAAAGGAACCACGGGUGACCCUGUGAUACUCACUGUCAUUUUUCCAUCCCAUCCCUUCCACUGAAGUGACAAACGUCUUAACACUAAUUCAGUCCCAACAUUGCCCAGUCUAUUCAGGAUCACACAGCGCGUUUUGGACACUGACAGGACUUUCAUGCACGUGUUCGAGGAGUGGUGUGACUCCCCUCUUCUCCUUUCGUGUUAGGAGGGAGUGAUGGCGGGAAUCUCCAAGUCCCACUGAACCCUGAGACCCUUGUUUCAAAAACAGACAUUUGGUUUCCUUGUUUAGCUUUCAUAUAGCUGGCCAACUUCCCCCUCUUCAAGUGAGGGAAGGGGCGAUUUCAUAGAAGUCAGCUGUAGGAACUCAACAGGGCUGCCCUGUCUUUGCAGCCAAAUGCAUCCGGGCUUUUGUGGUCGCAGGAGGAGGAAUUCCAGUGAAUUUGGGACUGCUCACCUGAUUUCUGCUAUAUCUCACAUGUUCUCCCACAUGUCGAAUUAGGAGCUGUAAAUCAGCACAAAAUAAGAUAACAGCUGCUGCUCGGUGGCUGGAAGCUACUCAAUGGCUUGACAGGCAAAGAACAAAUGGGUAAUAUGUCUCUGUUUAAAGGAAAAACAGCUCAAACGCUGUGAUGUUCUCACUUCUGACUUUAUCCAACAGAUCCCAAGCCAAAACGAUCAGGUCAAUCAAAAAUCCCUAAGAGCGGAAGUCUUCCCCCAAGAAAAGCCAUUCUGAGAUGGAAGUCAAAUUAAGAACAUCAUAAAGAACCUGUUUUUCCCAUGCUUCUUGGCAUUGAUAGGUAAUGUAGAGACAUGCCUUUUAUUUUUUUUUAAAGGCAUGCACAAACUCUCCAGCUUUGAUCGUAUUGUGCAUUUUAUCAGUGCUGAGGUAUUCAUAUUCCUAAAUCCACUAUUACGUUCUCUCCAAGAACUACCGAUCUAAAGUACUGCAUGCUGCCAGAACCGCUCACCGAAAGUUAAGGUAGACUGAGUCAAGUGUCUUUAUCAGAAUCGCUGCGUGCCCUGGGGCCCAGCAGUGCCCGCUGCCCCAGAUGGGAAGCAGGACUCUAAUUCCCGCCAUCAGCUACCUCUCAUCGCCCCACCUUCAUCAUCACGCUCCAGGGUCACCGUGGCCAGCUCUUGUGCUGGGACAGGGAAUUACAACAUCUCUGUUCAAAGAGGGAGAAAUGUGCCUAUGCCUUAAGUCAAUGCACUCAGCAAGGAGAAGCACAUCUUUAUUUAUCUUGUCGUUACCUGUAGUUUAUUUCGAGUGAUUGGAGGGGUUGCUUUCGUCAUGACUGGGCAUCUUAAAAGCUGAUCCCCAAACCUCGUGGCUGACAGAUGUGGACUCUAAGGAGCCCAGAAUGCAGAUGUUGCUGGCUUAGAUAGUCCUAGGGGAUGCCAUUUGGAGAGCAGUGGCCCCACAAUCCUAAAUGAAGCAGUAUUUGUAGGCCUGAGUGGUGUUUGUUGCGUUUUUUUUGUGUGUGUUGUUUUCCUCCCUAAGUGAGAUUCUAAUGUUUCUUACUUCACAAGCAGGGAAAGGUUUUUCAUAGGAAAUGAAUGAGAGAUUUGAUGUUUGUUUGAGAUGACAGUCAAGCGUCAGGCUGAGGCUUGCCCACGUGGGAGGUAUGAGCAAGCUAUGUGUGGCUUGGCCACUUAGAAGUGGGGGAUGGGCAGGCCUCUCCUGGCCAAUGAUGCUACUUGGCUUCCAGACCCCAGGCUCACUCCAGGCAGUCUCACUUGGCAUCCCAUGCAGAAGAAUGGGCUGGCCCGUCUUAGGGCAAGACCUUUCAAUUGGUUGGUUUACAGCCCUAGGGUCUAAAACUGAAAACCAUAAAAGACAUCAGAUUACUCUGGACUGGUAUUAUUAACAUCCUAGAGGGCCAUGCUGCCAGAAUCUGCAUGUCACCAUGCACAGGGUUUUUCCAAGCCAGGAAAGGCCCUCCUUGGCUACGAGGAGGGCCCACCCCAUAUCAUUUAGAUAAAUAAUAAUAGCUAUAAGGUCUUCUGUGACUACCUUAAGACAGGUUUGGUUUCUUUCUUUUAAAUAGACGGAAUACCUUUGCAUUUUGCCAUCUCGAGUACACAAUCUAUGGAUGACAAGAAAGCAAAAAGUUCCCAGAACCUCUUUCCACUCGUUUUGUUCUAUUAUCCCUUGAAAGACUUUGAUCAGUAUCUUGGAAGUUUUAUGCCAAUAAAAAAGACUGGUUUGAGUCCACAUGCAAAAUUUAAUCCUAGAGGUAAUUAGAUCACAAACAGAAUAAAAAUAUCAAUAGUAAUAGCAACCAAGAAUAUAAAUUAAGGACCUACUAGAAACAGUCAUGAUAUAAAAUUCUGUUUUUCACUUCUAUAAGGUGACCACAAUAUAUAAGGUAAUAAGCAGGAAAUUUGGUAGAGGUUAAAUUAUAUAUUUCAGUUCAGACUUUAGACAUCAGUAAAAUGCAUUCUGAGUUCCUCAGUGUACAUCUUUUUCUCCCCAUACCUUCCAACUAGAAUAUUUGUUUGUGGUUAUGAGA